Messenger RNA from Neocloeon triangulifer, 2558 nucleotides. RefSeq names its product anaphase-promoting complex subunit 7 (gene APC7). The transcript is spliced from 9 exons. The record is from RefSeq and is a predicted model, not a curated record. The coding region runs from base 212 to 1981 and encodes 589 amino acids. Gene Ontology annotation, molecular function: protein binding. Gene Ontology annotation, biological process: cell division. NCBI's taxonomy places the organism in Eukaryota, Metazoa, Arthropoda, Insecta, Ephemeroptera, Baetidae.
UGUUGUUUUUCAUCAACUUUUUCAUCCAGGCAAAUUUAAUAUUCACCGAUUCUUGCAAAUUUUUCUAGUUUUGGAUUUGAAUUUGCAACGAUUCUGCAACCCUCCUCGGGUUUGUGUGUUCCUAGACCAGGUUUACGCAAAUGAAAGCAGAUUAGUGACGAAACUUGGUUUUGCUGCCGGCGUGAAAAGAAUUAUUACAUAUUUUUUAAAAAUGACCGGACUGGCCGAGCAGAUAAAAAUCCUGUACGACGCCAAGCUGUACUCGAACGUGGUUGCCCUGUGCAACAUCGCGGUGCCGGCGUGCGACAACAACCCGGAGGUGCUGGGCAUUCCGCACCAACGCUCGCAGACGCUAGUGGUGUACGGCGACUCGUUGUUGCGCACCGGCCAUCCCAAGAAGGCCGAGAGCGUCCUCGAGAAGGCCCUACUCGUGCGCAAGUGCAUCCUGAAGCCCAAGGGCGCCACCCUCGGCGACUACGAGGUCAUGACCGACGUUGACAUCAAGUACCUGAUCCACGAGUGCCGCGUGUGCCAACACGACGGGGCGGGCGCCAUAGCCGCCCUCGAGACCAUCCCUGCCAAGGCACGCAACCCCAGGGUCAACAUGGCUCUAGGCAAGUUGUACGGCGCCAGGGGCCUCGAAAGGUCUGCCAUCACUGCUUACAAGGAGGUCGUCAAGGAGGCGCCACUGGCGAUUGAGGCGGCGGAGCAGCUGCUGCGGCUGGGGGUGAGCGGGGCCGAGGUGAUGACCCUGAUGGUGAACGGAUACUGCAAGCUGCGCGGGCUGGACUGGGUGCAGAUGUGGAUGCGCGCGCUCGGCCACCUGCACCAGGGCGAGUACUCGGACGUCAUCACGGCCCUCAAGUCGCUCGACAACAAGAUGAUCCUGCGUGGCUGCUCGCAACUAACCCUCACCAUCGGCCGCGCUUACUACCUCAAGGGCGACUACGCCAGCGCCAUCGACGCCCUCCAGAAGGUUCAGAUUUUCGACCCAACCGUGAGCGCCGGACUGGACAUCCGGGCGCACUGUCUGUUUCGGGAGAAGCGGACGCGUGAACUGGAGCGGCUGAUAGCUCCGUUGGCUGACAGCGUGUCCGCCCCCAUGGUCUCGCCCUGCAACCGCUCCCUCCUCAGCGAGGCUACCCUCAGCGUCCAUGGCCCUGAGGUCUGGGUCGCCGUUGGAUGGUACGCCCUGGCGCGGAACCAGCCGGUGCGGGCGAACCACCUGGCGGCGCGCGCCAAGAACUUGUGUUUGCGCGACUCGAGCGUGGAGGCGCUGCUGUUGCGUGGCGCCGCGCAGCGUCAGCUGAAGCGUCUGGACGCGGCGAUCGCGUGUUACCGUGACGUCCUCAACGUGGCCCCCAAAAUGUUCGAGGCGUUCGAGGGCCUCAUAAACUGCUACCUGGCAGCGCCGAACCGAAAACGCGAGGCGUUCACGCUGGCCGCGACCGCGUGCCGCAAACUUGCGCACGCACCGCGCGCCCUCACGUUGUAUGCAGAGGUGCUGAUGAACGAGCCGGGCCUGAGUUCAAAGGCAAAGAGCGCCCUGGAGAAGGCCCUGAGCCAGGACGCGCACUUCCUGCCGGCCGCCUACCUGCUGGCCGAGAUCUUUGAAAAGGAGCACAAGUAUGACCACGCCAUAGCACUGCUGCAGCGCCACAUAGACGCAACGCCCAACGCCACCCUGCACAGCAUGAUCGGCGACCUGCACAGCCGCAUAGGCAACGUCGACAAGGCCCUCAACCACUUCACGCUCGCCCUCAAUUUUGACCCAAAGAACCGCGUGGCGCAGGCGGGUAUUGACAACAUUGACUGCGCAGGCGCCAACCCGGCCAGCACCAGCAAACCCUCGCCCUGCUUCCUUUCGACACCUGGUGCCGAGGACGCCGACAUGAGUCUUGACGUUGAGGAGGCCAUCGACAACAGCGACACUGACGAGCUGGACGAAGGGGAGGGCGCCAACUGGCCGGAGUUGCCCUAAGCGUCGGAGGGGGGAAGGAGGGGAGCGAAGUGUAUGGCACCUGCAAGAGGGGUGGGGGGCGAGGUCAGACGGCGGGGUGGUCCUGCUGGUGGCGCUGGCGUCGCAGCCACUUGUGCAGCACGUGCGUGUUGAUGACCUGCGCCUUGGGGCCCUCGGUGGUGACCUCGAGGUGCGCCGUCGGUUCAAACUCGACCUCCGAGUCCCCCGCGUCCGCCGUGUCCAGUCCUCGGCCGCCUCCGCCAUACCCACCGCCCCCGACCGGGCCGUUUUUGGGCCACCCCUGGGCCGUGCGCAUCACGAAGCCCCCGCGGCCGCCGUUGGUCGCCCCCGGAGGCGGCCCCCACUCGUCUUGGCCGCUCUCGAGCCACUUGGGCCGCGUCUGCUGCUCCAUCGGCCCGUCCAUGGACGUCACCCUGCAAAGAGAACAAUCGGUGAAUGCAAACCUUUCUUUUUUAGAUAAUUUUAUGAAUGACUUUGUUGUAAAUCUCAUCAUGUUCCGAUUUUGCUUGUGAUUGUGCGCGAGGCAAUUUGAACGCCUCUUUUGACUGAAUUAAAUAAAAAUCUAGCCCUCAACAAA